AUGAGUUUGAAGCUACCCUCACGCGCACCCCCAGCCGCACUACUCGCAGUUCAUCGGCUACUACGGCAACGGCGCGUGGGGCCCGGCGGCCAGGUGCGGUCGGUCGCCGCGGCGGCGGCGCCGCCGCCGUACGUCGACCACAAGACGGCGAAGAAGGUCAAGAACGACGUGAACGUGCUCAAGGACACGAUCAAGCUCUUGGUCGACGAGCGGAGCUCGGAUUCGCACCUGGUUUCGUUCACCUUCGAUGCGGUUGUGGAUGGCAGUAUCACCAUACUUUACUUUGCUAAGGAAGGGGAUAGCUGCACCUUUAGCCCUAUAUACCCUGAGAUGUAUGCACCAAGAAAAACUCCAUUUCAGAAGGGAGUGGCCCAGAAGUUCUGUCAACCUUCUGGAAGCGGCAUUGACCUUGGUUUCUUCGAUGUGGAUGAGCUCUCAAAGCCCUCCCAAAAUGAGAAGGUUUUCCCUCUUGUUAUCUGUGCAGAAACAAGGGCACCAUCUCCCGUGAAUGAGCAGCCCAAUCAACCUUUGCCUGCAACGUCUUCCCAUGCUCAGAUUACUCUAGCAGUCCUAGAGAAAAAUGAUGAGGGCGAUUUUCGAGUGAGAGUCGUCAAGCAAAUCUUGUGGAUUGAGGGAGUUCGUUAUGAGCUUCAUGAGAUAUAUGGAAUUAGCAAUGGAAUUAGCAAUGCAGAAGACACAACCUUUGAGGACACUGAUCCAGGGAAAGAAUGUGUCAUUUGCAUGACUGAGCCAAAGGAUACGGCUGUUUUGCCUUGCAGACAUAUGUGCAUGUGCAGGUGUGCAAAAGAGUUGACGCUUCAAUCCAACAAAUGUCCAAUAUGCCGCCAGCCAAUUGAGGAACUCAUUGAAAUAAAAGUAGAUAAAGGUACUGAUUGA
This is a messenger RNA of Eucalyptus grandis, 897 nucleotides long. Its product is annotated as probable E3 ubiquitin-protein ligase LUL3. The record is from RefSeq and is a predicted model, not a curated record. Lineage: Eukaryota; Viridiplantae; Streptophyta; Magnoliopsida; Myrtales; Myrtaceae. Gene Ontology annotation, biological process: protein ubiquitination. Gene Ontology annotation, molecular function: ubiquitin protein ligase activity.